This is a messenger RNA of Lonchura striata (white-rumped munia), 3689 nucleotides long. NCBI's taxonomy places the organism in Eukaryota, Metazoa, Chordata, Aves, Passeriformes, Estrildidae. The record is from RefSeq and is a predicted model, not a curated record.
AUGCCGGCACCGCGCCCGGCACCGCGUGAGGGGCGGGACUACAGCUCCCGGCGUGCCCCGCGCCCGGUACACCGUGAGGGGCGGGACUACGGCUCCCGGCGUGCCCCGCGCCCGGUACACCGUGAGGGGCGGGACUACGGCUCCCGGCGUGCCCCGCGCCCGGUACACCCGGGGCUCAGUUUUGGGGUGCCGCAGGAGCUGGGGGUGCCGCUGCGGGUCUGGGGUCCCGGUGCUCAGUUUUGGGGUGCCGGGGCUCAGUUUGGGGUCCCGGGGCUCAGUUUUGGGGUGCCGCAGGAGCUGGGGGUGCCGCUGCCGCGGGAGCAGCCCCUGGACGCCGCCGGGAUCCAGUGGAUCCGCAUGGGCACCACGGUGGCCACCAACGCGCUGCUGCAGCGGCGCGGGGAGCGCGCGGCGCUGGCCGUGACCCGCGGCUUCCGCCACCUGCUGCACAUCGGCACGCAGGCACGCCCGCGCCUCUUCGACCUGGAGGUGGCCAUGCCUGACGUGCUCUAUGAGGAGGUGAUCGAGGUGGACGAGCGGCUGGUCCCGGAGCAGCCGGAUUGUCACCUGCCAGGGAGUGACAGCUGGCCCCGGGUGCAAGGUGGGACACGGGGUGGCACUGGGGUGGCCCGGGCACGAGCAGCAGGCGGGAUUGGGGGUGGCCCGGGCACGAGCAGCAGGCGGGAUUGGGGGUGGCCCGGGCACGAGCAGCAGGCGGGCGCGCUGGCGCGGGCGCUGGGCUUCGCGCAGGUGUCGCUGUCGUCGGCGGUGGCCGGCAUGGCGCGCGCCGUGCCGCGCGGCCUCACCGCGUGCGCCGACGCCUACCUGAGCCCCGGCGUGCGGCGCUACCUGCGCCAAUUCUGCCGGGGCUUCCGCCGCGGCCUGCAGGUCAGCGCCGGGCCGGGGCCGGGAGAGACACGGGACAGACACGGGAGAGACACGGGACUGAACCGGGAGAGACACGGGAUUGAACUGGGACAGACACGGGACUGGCACAGCGGGCUGCUCUCGGCCCUGGGGCUGGCGCUGGCGGACGCGGUGCAGGAGGAGCAGGAGCCGUGCGCGCUCCCGUACGGCCCCGCCGCGUUCCCGCAGCUCGAGGCGCGGCUCCGCGAGCUGGAGCGGCGCUGCCGGGACGCGCUGCGGGCCCAGGGCUUCGCCCCGGAGCAGAUCCACACGGAGCCGUUCCUGCACCUGCGCUACGAGGGCACCGACUGCGCCCUGAUGGUCUCGGCCCGCGGGCACCCCGCGCACCCGGGCUCCUGCGGCGCCGGCGACUUCCUGGGUGCCUUCACCGCCCGGUCAGUGCGGCCUGGCCCGGGGCCAGUGGCCUGGCCCGGUGUCACCGGUCCUGUCCCAGUGCCACCAGCCCUGUCCCAGUGCCACCAGUCCCGUCCCAGUGUCACCAGUCCUGUCCCAGUGCCACCAGCCCUGUCCCAGUGCCCCCAGUCCUGUCCCAGUGUCACCGGUCCUGCCCCAGUGCCACCAGCCCUGUCCCAGUGCCAACGGCCUGGCCCGGUGUCACCGGUCCUGUCCCAGGGCCACUGGUCCUUUCCCAGUGUCACCAAUCCCGUCCCAGUGUUACCAGCCCUGUCCCAGUGUCACCAGCCCUGUCCGAGUGCCCCCAGCCCUGUCCCAGUGCCCCCAGUCCUGUCCCAGUGCCCCCAGCCCUGUCCCAGUGCUACCGGCCUGGUCCGGUGUCACCAGCCCUGUCCCAGUGUCACCAGUCCUGUCCCAGUGCCCCCAGUCCUGUCCCAGUGCCACCGGCCUGGUCCGGUGUCACCAGCCGUGUCCCAGUGUCACCAGUCCUGUCCCAGUGCCAUCGGCCUGGCCCGGGGCCGCUGGCUCUAUCCCAGGGUCACCAGUCCUGUUCUGGGGCCAUCAGUCCUGUCCCAGUGUCACCAGCUCCAUCCCAGUGUCACCAGCCCUGUCCGAGUGCCAUCAGCCCCAUCCCAAUGUUGUCACAGUCCUCCCAUCCCAGCACCCCAAUCCCCUCUCUCCAUGUGUCCCUGUGUCCCUGUCCCCGUCCCUGUCCUGCCGGUGUCACUGACACCCUCCUGUGCUCCGUGGGGGCACCCCGGGGGUUCGGGGGCACCCCGGGGGUUUCGGGGGUCCCGGCUGACCCCCGCCCGCAGCACCAUCGUGGUGGAGCCGGGCUGCGUGGCCAGCGUGACGCCGCUCGGGGACAUCAGCAUCGCGGUGGGCGCGGGGCCCGCGCCGGACCCCGGCCCGCGCCUGGAGCCCGUGCGGCUCUCGGUGUUCUCGCACCGCUUCAUGAGCAUCGCGGAGCAGAUGGGGCGGGCGCUGCAGCGCUCGGCCGUGUCCACCAACAUCAAGGAGCGCCUGGACUUCUCCUGCGCGCUCUUCGGGCCCGACGGGGGCCUGGUGUCCAACCCACCUGCCCGACCUGACCGUCAUCACACCUUGGCACACCUGGGUACCUGGGGGCACCUGGGCACACACCUGGGCACACACCUGGGCAUGGGGGGCAGCCACCUGCCCGACCUGACCGUCAUCACACCUGUGUUCUGGCCGGGCCAGCCCCGCCCCGUGUUCUUCGUGGCCAGCCGUGGCCACCACGCCGACGUCGGGGGCUGCAGCCCCGGCUCGAUGCCGCCGCACUCGCAGAGCCUGGCCCAGGAGGGGGCCACCUUCGUGUCCUUCAAACUGGUCACCGGGGGCCAGUUCCAGGAGCAGGCGGUGACCGAGGCCCUGCUGGCCCCUGGCGCCGUGCCCGGCUGCUCGGGCACGCGGAACCUGCGGGACAACCUGGCCGACCUGCGGGCGCAGGUGGCGGCGAACCAGAAGGGGAUCGGGCUGGUGCGGGAGCUGAUCGGGCAGCACGGGCUGGAGGCCGUGCAGGCCUACAUGGGGCACGUGCAGGCGAACGCGGAGCGCGCGGUGCGGGACACGCUGCGGGCCGUGGCCGCGCGCUGGGGGACGGCGCUGGCGGCCGAGGACACGAUGGACGAUGGGACCCCGAUCCGGCUGCGCGUGCACCUGGAGCCCGCCACGGGCAGCGCCGUGUUCGAUUUUGGGGGGACGGGCCCCGAGGUGCUGGGGAACUGCAACGCGCCGCGAGCCAUCACCCUGUCGGCGCUGAUCUACUGCCUGCGCUGCCUGGUGGGGCACGACAUCCCCCUCAACCAGGUGAGACCCCAAAAAAUACCGAACACACCCCAAAAAAUACCGAACACACCCCAAAAAACCGGCUGCAUGAACAACGUGACGUUCGGCUCGGCCCGGGGCGGGUACUACGAGACGGUGGCGGGGGGCGCGGGCGCCGGGCCGGGCUGGGCCGGGCGCAGCGGGGUCCACACGCACAUGACCAACACCCGCAUCACCGACCCCGAGAUCCUCGAGCUCCGGUACCCGGUGGUGCUGCGGCGCUUCGAGCUGCGGGCGGGCUCGGGGGGCGCGGGGCGGCACCGGGGGGGGGACGGGGUGGUCCGGGAGCUGCAGUUCCGGGCGCCCACCCAGCUCUCGGUGCUGAGCGAGCGCCGCGCCACGCGGCCCUACGGCAUGGCGGGUGAGACCCCCAAAUCCCCAGAAAUACCCCCCAAAUCCCCCCAAAUCCCAUCAAAAAAACCCCGCAAAAUCCCCCAAAAUUCCCACAAAAUCCCUCUGAGCCACGCGGCCCUACGGCAUGGCGGGUGAGACCCCCAAAUCCCCAGAAAUACCCCCAAAAU